Messenger RNA from Hibiscus syriacus, 3324 nucleotides. RefSeq names its product kinesin-like protein KIN-14R. The record is from RefSeq and is a predicted model, not a curated record. NCBI's taxonomy places the organism in Eukaryota, Viridiplantae, Streptophyta, Magnoliopsida, Malvales, Malvaceae. Gene Ontology annotation, biological process: microtubule-based movement. Gene Ontology annotation, molecular function: microtubule motor activity; ATP binding; microtubule binding.
UGCUCUUUACAGGUUUCACAAAAGGAUAAUCCAAGAAAAUAUCAAAAAAAUUCUCGCAAACCAAACACUGCCAAAGCUUUGAUUUCCCAAUGGAUAAUUCCCACUUAAACGCCUUUCUCCAAAACCCGGAAACCUUUUCCCCCUAUUCCUCUAUUACCAGGGGUUUUGAUUCAGGAAAAUGCGAUCUUGCCUUGAAUCAAGAUAACCCUAGCUCCGCCAUGGAUGAAGGUGAAGAAGAAUCUUUUGCUGAUUUGAUGCUUUGUGACUCUAAUUCAAGGCUGAUCCCAUCUGGGUUUUCCAAAUCUAAUUGCACGGAUGAAAUUGUGAUGUUUAUAAAUGCUGGGGGAGAGGCUUUAUACGAAGCAGAUUCUAGCAUGAAAUUACUGGGGGAUACUUACUUUGAAGGAGGAGAUGUUAUGCGGACCAAUGAGCCUAUAACUGAGGCUGGAGAUUGUCCAUUCAUUUAUUGGUCUGCAAGAAUUGGGAGUUUCUCGUACCAGUUCAACAAUCUUCCUCCUGGGGACUAUAUUGUUGAUCUUCAUUUUGCAGAGAUCAUAAACACAAAUGGACCUAAAGGAAUGAGGGUAUUCAAUGCCUAUAUGCAAGAAAGACAGGUACUGUCAGAUUUUGAUAUCUUCUCAGUUGUUGGAGCCAAUAAACCAUUGCAAGUUGUUGAUUUGAGGGUAUCAGUAAAGGAGGAUGGCCUAAUUGCAUUAAGGUUCGAAGGCGUUAGUGGAAGUCCAAUGGUCUGUGGGAUUUGUGUAAGGAAAGCACAAAAUACUCCAGUUACUCAGGGAUCACAAGAAUACCUUAAGUGCAACAGUUGUGCUGCUGAAAUAGAACUUUCCUCAGCUCAGAUGAAACUUGUGCGAACAAAAGCUACAGAUAAAUAUGAGAAGAAGAUACAAGAGCUCACUACACAGUGUCAACUCAAGACUCAUGAAUGCCAUGAGGCUUGGAUGUCGUUGACGGCAGCAAAUGAGCAGCUGGAGAAAGUUAGGAUGCAACUUGACAACAAGAUCUUCCAAACACGCACGCUAGAUGAAACUGUGGGGAAACAAGCCGAAAAUCUGAAAAAUAUUACUAGCAGUUAUGACCUUCAUAAGAAACAUUGGGAAGCAGCAAUCAAUAAUUUACAAGAGAAAAUAAAGAUAAUGAAAAGAGAACAUGCUCAGCUCUCUCAUGAGGCACAUGCAUGCGUAGAGUCAAUACCCGAAUUGAACAAAAUGGUCACUGGGGUUCAGGCACUGGUUCUACAGUGUGAGGAUCUCAAAGUAAAGUAUAGUGAGGAGCAAGCAAAGCGAAAGGAUCUCUAUAAUCAGAUUCAGGACACUAAAGGUAAUAUAAGAGUCUUCUGCCGCUGCCGUCCUCUUAGUAAACAGGAGAUAUCAGCUGGUUUCGGUCAGGUUGUAGAUUUCGAUGCAGCAAAAGAUGGAGACCUUGGCAUUCUGACAGGUGCCUCUACCAAAAAGACUUUCAAGUUUGACCGAGUUUACACACCGAAAGACAAUCAAGUCGAUGUUUUUGCGGAUGCAUUACCACUGGUGACAUCAGUGUUAGAUGGCUACAAUGUCUGUAUUUUUGCUUAUGGGCAAACGGGAACGGGAAAGACAUUUACAAUGGAAGGCACUGAACAGAACAGGGGAGUCAAUUAUAGAACUCUUAAGCAGUUGUUUCAAAUUGCUAAGGAAAGGAUCGACAGUUUUAUAUACAACAUAUCUGUUAGUGUUCUUGAAGUUUAUAAUGAACAAAUUAGAGAUUUGUUAUCUACAUCACCGACAUCAAAGAGGUUGGAGAUAAAGCAAUCUGCUGAAGGGUUUCAUCAUGUUCCAGGUAUUGUACAAGCCCAAGUUGAAAACAUUAAGGAAGUUUGGGAUGUAUUGCAAAUUGGAAGCAAUUCUAGAGCUGUUGGAUCAAACAAUGUGAAUGAGCAUAGCAGCCGAUCCCACUGCAUGCUUUGUGUAAUGGUAAAAUCAAAAAACUUGAUGACUGGAGAGUGCACAAAGAGCAAGCUUUGGCUUGUCGAUUUGGCAGGCAGUGAGAGGCUUGCAAAAACUGACGCACAAGGUGAACGACUCAAGGAGGCUCAAAAUAUCAACAAAUCCCUUUCAGCUCUUGGGGACGUCAUAUAUGCUCUAGCAACAAAAAGUAGCCACAUUCCAUACAGGAAUUCGAAGUUGACACAUUUACUUCAAGAUUCUUUAGGAGGUGACUCUAAGACACUGAUGUUUGUACAAAUUAGUCCUUCAGAGACGGACUUAAACGAAACCUUGAGCUCCUUGAAUUUCGCAACUCGAGUUCGAGGAGUUGAGUUGGGUCCUGCUAAGAGGCAAGUCGAUACAAGUGAGCUCCAGAAGAUGAAAACAAUGCUUGAAAGAGCAAGGCAGGAAUCAAGAUCGAAAGACGAAUCGUUAAGAAAAUUAGAAGAGAGCUUACAGAACCUAGAGAAUAAGGCCAAAGGUAGAGACCAGGUUUACAAAACACUGCAAGAGAAGAUCAAAGAACUUGAAGGUCAAUUGGAACUGAAAACUAGCAUGCACAACCAGUCAGAGAAGCAGCUCUCACAACUUUCAGAUAGAUUGAAAGGGAAAGAAGAGGUUUACACCGCUUUGCAACAAAAGGCUAAAGAAUUGGAGGCCAAGCUUAAAGAUCGGCAACAGUCAGAUUCGACUAGUUACCAGCAAAAGGUUAAAGAUCUCGAAAACAAGAUGAAAGAGCGAGUACAAGAAUCCGAGUCCCAUUCACUUGCCCUUGUACUCAAGAUUAAGGAGCUUGAGAGAAAGCUGAAAGAGCAAGAAGAAAACAAAGAAUCCAUUUUGCGUCAUCAAAAGAUUAAGGAGCUGGAAGCUAGACUGAAGGAGCAAGAACAACAGUUGCAAGGUGCACUAGCUCGCGACUUUUCCAAUGCGAUAAUGGCCAGUCCUAGUGUAGGAAAAUGCAGAAGAGAGGAUGAGUCGAUGAAUGAAGCUGAACCUCAUAUCCUGAGGAGUUCAAACUCAACAAGUAGCCGUCCAUUGAGCCGUGGGUCCAAACAUCCAAGAGUUAGUGAUUUAAUCCAUGAGACAAGAAGGAAAAGGUACUCUAGAAGUGGUGAAACAGAGAACAACAAUAUGGUUAUACCUGCUUCUUUGGCAGAUAAAAGGGCAAGAAAAUCUGAUCCGCCUAAGGUUGCAAGGGUUGUGAAAACAGCAAAACCAGGUAGCAUAGCUGCUGCUCAGGGACGUGGAACCUUGGGUCACAAAAAGGUCAUGAAUAGAGCUCAGGUCCAAGCAGCAAUGGAGAUAGAUACUAAGAAAAAGAUUUGGUCUAGAUAAGUCAAGCCAG